Molecule: messenger RNA, 3459 nt
Organism: Plodia interpunctella (Indianmeal moth)
Lineage: Eukaryota; Metazoa; Arthropoda; Insecta; Lepidoptera; Pyralidae
Product: tyrosine-protein kinase transmembrane receptor Ror-like
Exons: 8
Coding region: 383-2131 (582 amino acids)
Biological process (GO): positive regulation of neuron projection development; cellular response to nerve growth factor stimulus; protein phosphorylation
Cellular component (GO): axon; signaling receptor complex; plasma membrane
Molecular function (GO): neurotrophin binding; ATP binding; transmembrane receptor protein tyrosine kinase activity
Source: RefSeq, a predicted model, not a curated record
GCGUGGGGCGUGCGGCGGGGCGCGUGUCCGGAGGCGGGAGCGAGUGAUGUGAUGCCCACUCUAUAGCAAUCGUUUCGGGACGGGACGCAGACGCCUGGCUCGUCACGCACGCUCGGAUUUACGCAUCGCGCGGGAAAAAAGUUUUUCCCACCGCCGAAAACUGAGUGUACCAACGAAACAUUUUAACGACUUUUCCGGAUUUUCUCGUGUUUACCUACGUGUCGCUCAUCUUGUGGAACUUUUCCAUUAAUAUUUUCUCUGGAAUGUGUGUUUAUCAGUUCGAAAUAAUAACUGGUGUAAUAAAAUUAUUGAUGAAUUAUAGUGAAAUAUCAAUAUAACUAGAACGUUUUUGUGUAUCAGAUGGUUUUCUUUGAGGAUCGUCAUGGGGACUUUAAGGAAAAAGAAUCACAACCACGCGUCGGAAAAGCCGAAAGGCAAACUAAGGAGGCUACGCGACAAUGCAGGCAGAGUGGUGAGAGAAGAAAAAAAAAUAGACAAUCAAGACACACAAAAAGUAUAUUUCGCCGGGCCAUGCGGUCAACACUCGUGCGGCGGGAUUGAGGAGGUGGGCUGCGUGCACGCCGAGAACAAGACCCAGCACUACUGCGUGUGCACCUCCACCGGCGAACCCACCAUAGACUACAAAUGUCCAAGGAGCACAGUGCCAGUAACGCCGCAGCCGAUCCACAACAUCAUUCCCCCACAGGCGCGCACCACCAACUCCUCAGACUCACGGUACCCAGCCUCACCGCCCACCGCCCACAUACGAUCGUUUCACAGGUUUGAUGAGGUAUCCGAUUCCCUGACCACCAGCAAGAUUUAUGAAGCGAAGACAGACGGGUCCAUUCAAGAAGCAAGCGUGAGCGGUGGAACUGGGGCGCUCCUAGCUGUCACAGGGUUAGGGGCACUGGUUCUGGUUAUCAUCACUGCCAUCAUCAUCGCGUACUACCUCAAGAAACGGAUCAGACUUGUUGACGGCAAGAAACAACCGCGUCGGCCAGGGGAACCGCUUCUAGCUGAACGGUAUAUAACGAACCCUCAGUACGGCGUCUACGGCGGGCAGGUCCUGCAUGCGGGUGCUGUGUCCGGCAACGUUGUGAAGACGGACGACACCGAGUCACAAGUUCCGCUGCUGGACGGCAACGCCCUCACAUUCCUCGAGGAGGUGGGAGAAGGUUGCUUUGGGAGGGUUCAUAAAGGACUGCUGAAAUCUGGUUCUGGAGAACAAGUAGUUGCUAUAAAGGUGCUGAAAGAGAGCGCAGGCCGUAGCGCCGAGGAAGACUUUGUUCGGGAGGUCUCCAUCAUGUCCGCCUUCCGACAUCCUAACAUACUGACUUUGAUAGGAGUUGUCUACAGAGAUGAUAUCAACGCUACCCCAUGGAUGGUAUUCGAAUACAUGGAGUGGGGUGACUUAGCUGGUGUCUUAAGAGGUUCCAGGGGGGGUGGCCGGCCAGGUCCUAUUUUGGAUGAACCGGCGCUACUUCACGUCGCUCUACAAGUAGCCCGAGGCAUGGAGUACCUUGCUGCACGACGAUUUGUACACAGAGAUCUGGCUGCGAGAAAUUGUCUCGUCGGAGCUCACUUAACUGUCAAAAUUGCUGACUUCGGCAUGUCUAGAGACGUGUAUACUUGCGAUUACUACAAAAUGGGUGGCGAACGACCAAUGCCGGUUCGAUGGAUGUCUCCAGAAAGUAUUGUUUACGCUAGAUUUACGCACGAAUCCGAUGUUUGGUCUUACGGGGUAGUGCUUUGGGAAAUUUAUAGCCGAGGCAAGCAGCCAUUUUAUGGACAUAAUAAUGAUGGUGCAACAAAACUAAUCUUACAAGGCAUUGUAUUAGUACCACCGGAAGACUGCCCGAGAUUUGCUGGAGACUUAAUGCGUGCAUGUUGGAAGUCAGAUCCGAGAGAUAGAAUAGGAUUUGACGAGAUAUGUAGGAAGUUGGAAGUGGCUGCUACUGCAAGUGGAACAGUGCAAACGCGCCUGCCUCGACCUCCGCCGCCAGCGCAAGAUACCGAAGGGUACUUGAUACCAGCUCAACGUCCCGCUGUAGACUACUUGUCCCCGUUGCCAGACCCAGAGCAGGAAUCAGAGUCGGAACUGAGUGAAGACGAGGACGACGAGUACACCUGACAGGAAGCGGCGGCGCCGGCGCCUCGGUAUGUGUCACACUCGUCGCUAUUGGCUGCCGCCAACGUCACCCUCACAUUCCCGCGGGAAUCCCAUCAGGCCCAAUUCGAUUGUUAAAUAUCCGAUGUAAACAUUUGAGGGUUGAAACUGUUUAAGUGAUAAUAAUACUCAAUUACCUAAGUGUGAUAUUUUAAACGUACUAAAAUAUUUUUAGGUAAACUCUCAUUAUUUCCCUUAGGUAGGUAUACUACAUAACUUCCCUGAGAGUAGGUUACCUAUCAAGAAGUGUUCUCAAUGUGUGCCAUAUACCAAAAAUAAAGUGUACCUAAUAUAGAUUUAUUGUGUUAAGGUUAUUUAUAUGACGCUGGUGUGUUAUCUACACACCACAUAUAGGAUAGGAUAUAGGAUAGACACUUAGGUACCUAUUUUAACUAAAAUUGGUAACUAUAAAAUGUACCUAUAACGAGACCAUAUAAGUUACCCUAAGUGCUAGAUAAAUUUUAACCAGGAUCUUUAGAACCGAAUCUGUAAAUUUGUAUAUACACGCCGAAUUAGUUAUAUAUAGGUAUAUUAAGUGUAGUAAACAUCAACGUUCAUCCAAUUUAAAAUGUAGAUAGGAUUAUUAUUUAAACCGCAUUUUAUGUAAGUAUAUCUAAACAUAACUUCUUUUUUAAUUGUACGGAGUUGGCAAAAAACUUUGGCAAAUUGAGAUGAUGCUAACCGUACCUACUUGGACACCAGGGUAUUGGUUGAUGUAAGAAGUGUAACUAUGUUCAAUAAGAAGCGACUCUUUUAAAUUGAUAAUAAGAAAAACAGUUUAAAUAAAGGAAAGAAAAGCGUUAUACCAAAAUUCAAUGUCUUCAACAUACCUAUAAUCCCGUUCUAGGAUAAGUGUAACUAACUAGCUUUAGGUACCACAUGUAGCAUAUGUCCACUUGAGGCAAAAAGCCAAUACUUAUUAAUUAAUAAUUGCAGUAAAAUUAGUGUAUAAAUCGGUUCAAUAAAAAUGAUAAAUGAUUUUCGAAGUUAAAAGUACUUAGCUACAAAGAUGUUUAUUAAAAGUAGGUAACAAUUAGGUAAAAAUUACCACUCUGUAAUAAUUCGAGAUAAUAAAUCUUGUUACUUAUUUCUUUUUAAAAAAAAGUCACCUUCCUACCCAGAUUGGUAUGAUAAAAUCGAAACCGUCAACCCGCAUAGUUUUUCUAAUUUUAUUUUAUUUAAAGUCAAUAGUGGUGUUAUGUAAUUGUCCUAUUUCAAUAUUUUGGAAAGUGUGUACAAAAAAUAAUUAUAUCCACCUGUACGUACACUACAAUACAGUUAACUGUUUAAAA